This is a messenger RNA of Suillus fuscotomentosus, 789 nucleotides long. RefSeq lists its product as uncharacterized. NCBI's taxonomy places the organism in Eukaryota, Fungi, Basidiomycota, Agaricomycetes, Boletales, Suillaceae. The transcript has 7 exons. Bases 1 to 789 code for a protein of 262 amino acids. The record is from RefSeq and is a predicted model, not a curated record.
AUGCCAAUGAAUCUGAAGGUCAACUUCAGCACUACGAAGCUUGCUGACUGGGAGGGAAGGAUGAGUCGCCACCAAGACCGAAGUCUCUCGUAUCAACCAGUCUUGCCCAGUCACGCAGUGAAAAUGCAUCGUUUACCUUCUCAACCGGCUCAUCUCGCUUGCCAAGCUCAGAACAAGCUCAGUUCCAAAUGGAAGGCGAAGAAAAAGGCUCACCCUACCGAAGUUCAUAGCCUAACCCAUCGUUCUCCCUCAAUUCCAGCGCUCACAUAUGCCGGGGGCUCAAAGACUUGUUCCCCCACCAUUCCCACCAUCGCAAUCGACAAUGCUAUAGAUGCUAUCAGUGGAGCCGAUGCUGAUGGGGAGGUGUGGACUGAGGAAGAUGUGCUAGCUGCUUUCAGUAUCUGUCCGCUUGAUGCUCUAGAUGAUGUGGCUGGCGAGGAUGAUGAUGCAUUCAGUGACACCUUCACUAGCGACUUCACUGAUGACUCGGACGACCCCGAUGCAGCCAAGGAAAUGGGUAAAUGCCCCAGCAAGGGAACAGGGAACGUGCUCACCAACAUCGAGCUCCAGAUCAUUGGAAUGAAUCUGAAGACCCUCUUCGAGAAUGGCUUGAUGAAACAAUGCCUCGGGUGGCUGUAUGUUCCCCUUCACCCAGCUAUGUCACUUCUCAUAUCUGUCUCAUUUCAGCAAUCACUGACCCAUACAGUACAUCAGUUUGGUUCAUCUGUCAAGCUUAAUAAGGGCCAGGGUGCCGACCGCAAAAAGCAGGGAUUCUGCAAAUUCCUAUAG